Galeopterus variegatus (Sunda flying lemur) is the source of this 1850-nucleotide messenger RNA. It is a transcript of the gene CTSA, whose product is annotated as cathepsin A. Gene Ontology annotation, biological process: proteolysis. NCBI's taxonomy places the organism in Eukaryota, Metazoa, Chordata, Mammalia, Dermoptera, Cynocephalidae. Bases 1 to 1488 code for a protein of 495 amino acids. The transcript is spliced from 15 exons. The record is from RefSeq and is a predicted model, not a curated record. Gene Ontology annotation, molecular function: serine-type carboxypeptidase activity.
AUGACUUGCAGUCUCCGGGAGCUUCCUGGACAGCACGGACACGGGGGAGCGGAGAUGGCCGGAGCCGCGCUGUCGCCGCUGUUUCUACUACUGCUGCUCGUAUCCUGGGCGCCCCGAGGCGAGGCAGCCCCCGCCCAGGACGAGAUCCAGUGCCUCCCGGGGUUGGCCAAGCAGCCGUCUUUCCGCCAGUUCUCCGGCCACCUCAGAGGUUCCGGCUCCAAGCACCUCCACUACUGGUUUGUGGAGUCCCAGAAGGAUCCCGAGAACAGUCCUGUAGUGCUUUGGCUCAACGGGGGUCCUGGCUGCAGCUCCCUAGAUGGGUUACUCACAGAGCACGGUCCCUUCCUGAUCCAGCCAGAUGGUGUCACCUUGGAGUACAAUCCCUAUUCUUGGAACCUGAUUGCCAACAUGCUGUACCUUGAGUCUCCAGCUGGGGUGGGCUUCUCCUACUCUGAUGACAAGUCUUAUGCGACCAAUGACACUGAGGUUGCCCUGAGCAAUUAUGAGGCCCUUAAAGAUUUCUUCCGCCUCUUUCCGGAGUACAAGAACAACAAAUUUUUCCUGACGGGAGAGAGCUAUGCUGGCAUCUACAUCCCCACCCUGGCUGUGUUGGUCAUGCAGGAUCCCAGCAUAAACCUUCAGGGGCUGGCCGUGGGCAAUGGACUCUCCUCCUAUGAGCAGAAUGACAACUCCUUGGUCUAUUUUGCCUACUACCACGGCCUUCUGGGGAACAGGCUCUGGUCUUCCCUCCAGACCCACUGCUGCUCUCAAAACAAGUGUAACUUCUAUGACAGCAAAGACCCGGAAUGCGUGACCAGUCUUCAGGAAGUGUCCCGCAUCGUGAGCAACUCCGGCCUCAACAUCUACAACCUCUAUGCCCCAUGUGCUGGGGGGGUGCCCGGCCAUUUAAGGUAUGAGGAGAACACACUUGUGGUCCAGGAUUUUGGCAACAUCUUCACUCGCCUGCCAAUCAAGAAAACAUGGCAUCUGGCACUACUGCUGCGUUCUGGGGACAGGGUGCGCAUGGACCCUCCCUGCACCAACACCACAGCUGCCUCCACCUACCUCAACAACCCUUAUGUGCGGAAGGCCCUCCACAUCCCCGAGCAGCUGCCCCACUGGGACAUGUGCAACUUCCUGGUGAAUAUACAGUACCGCCGUCUGUACCAAAACAUGAACUCCCAGUACCUGAAGCUGCUUGCCUCACAGAGAUACAAGAUCCUAAUAUACAAUGGAGAUGUGGACAUGGCCUGCAAUUUCAUGGGAGAUGAGUGGUUUGUGGAUUCCCUUAACCAGAAGAUGGAGGUGCAGCGCCGGCCCUGGCUAGUGAACUACGGGGAGAGCGGGGAGCAGAUCGCUGGCUUCGUGAAGGAGUUCUCCCACAUUGCCUUUCUCACUAUCAAGGGCGCCGGACACAUGGUCCCCACCGACAAGCCUGAAGCUGCUUUCACCAUGUUCUCCCGCUUCCUCAACAAGGAGCCAUACUGAUGAGGACAGGGACCAGCUCCCCACUUCCUGAUUGAGCACCUCUCCUCCUAGGAGGAAUGUCCUUCUUUAUAGAAAAUGCACCUGCGGGGCAGGUCCCUGCCCUCAGAACUGCCCCUCCACUUCCCACAGCCCCAUGCACCCCAGACUGGGCCUCAGUGCCUCACAGACAGCCUAUGGGCAAGUUAGCACUUUAUUCCCACAGCAGUCCCUGGCCCCUCGUUGCUUAAAGAAUGCCCUGGUGCACUGAUCCUAUCCCAGGAACCCAACAGAGCAGCUCAGGACAGCCCCUCAGGGUUGGGGGGAGUGGACAGACUAAUCGAUGGAUUGACUGAUAAUGGAAUUAAAUUGAGUACAGCUUCAAA